Molecule: messenger RNA, 1011 nt
Organism: Platichthys flesus (European flounder)
Lineage: Eukaryota; Metazoa; Chordata; Actinopteri; Pleuronectiformes; Pleuronectidae
Product: phospholipase A and acyltransferase 4-like
Exons: 4
Coding region: 99-632 (177 amino acids)
Biological process (GO): N-acylphosphatidylethanolamine metabolic process
Cellular component (GO): cytoplasm
Molecular function (GO): A2-type glycerophospholipase activity; glycerophospholipid phospholipase A1 activity
Source: RefSeq, a predicted model, not a curated record
UGAUUGUUACAUUAGGGCCGUGCAGGCAGGUUAUACAGGUUCUUUAUCUGCAGUAAUCCAGUGUUCACACAGAAGCUGAUAGAUGAAGAGCUGAAGACAUGGCACCAACGUUUAAUGGAAAACCAGGAGACCUGAUCCAGAUCUUCCGUGGGUCCUAUCAGCACUGGGCCGUUUACAUCGGAGGAUAUGAAGUGGUUCAUUUAGUUCCAGACGGUGGUCAGUCAUCUGGCUCGUUUGAGCUUCUGAGCAGCAGAGCAGAGGUGAAGCGUGAGAAGCUCACUGACGUGGUCGGCCAUCACCGUUUCAAAGUCAACAAUCUGCUGGAUGAAGAGUACAAGGCUCGUGAUCCUUCCAUCAUAGUGAAGGAGGCCUGUGAGAUGGUGGGCCGUGUGCUAUCGUACAGCGUUGUCUCUUACAACUGUGAGCACUUUGCUGCUGACCUGCGAUACGGCAAAGCAGAGUCCAGACAGGUUCAAACAGCAGGUUUGAUCACAGGAGGUGUGUUAGCAGUUGGGGUCUUAGCAGCUUUGGGUGCAGCUCUGUUCAGCAGCCUUUCCAGCAAAGAGGAACAGAAAGAGGAAGAGGAAGACUACAGGAAGAAAAGAAGAAGACAUCAUCAACACUGGCACUAAUGAGACAGAAACAUGACAACAAAGAUCUCUCUAUUGUUUGAGUUGAUUCAGAUGACAUUGAUUAUGAUUGAAACUAUUUAAAUAAACAAUUUCACUUGUGCAGACUAGAGAGGAAACGGUUGUUGUGGUUCCUUCAACACAGUUAAAAGACUGGACCUUGAAUCAGAACUAAUUGAAGUCUUUCUUCAGAGAAAAUGAUUUUCCUAAUUUUAAGACUUGAAUCUAAACUGUGAAUGUAAAAAAUAUAUUUAGAAAAGCCAUUUAUCACAUGUUUCCAUUUAUUCAUUGUACUCAUUUGUUUUGUUGUGAUCAAUUCUUCAUGAUAUAUUUAAUGUAAUAAUCGAAGUAGAAUUAAAUGAAAACUAUCUUUUCAACAAUG